AUGGCGGUCAAUCUCAAAGCCUGCAACGCAUUCAGGCUGUCUGAUGGCAAGGCGGCCGAGGCGGCGCUGCGGUCGCUGCAGGACGCGGGGGCGGGGCGGGCGCUGUCGGAGCAGCCGCUGCUGCGCCACAACGUAUGCGUGUUCAGGAGCGGGGAGGGCGCGCUGCAGUCGCCUGCCGAGCGCGUCGCGUCCGCGCUCCACGCGCGCACCAAGCGGCCCGCGCUCUGCCUCACCCCUGCCAAGAUGUAUCACGCCGCCGCCUUGGCACCGCGCGCCGCCGUGCUGCCGAGCCUCAGUGGCGUUCUGCCAGAGGCGCGGCUCAAUCAGGUCAUAUUCCACCUGCGGCGGGGGGACGUGGGCGAGGCGUACGCGCUCGUGAGGGACGCGGCGCCCGCGACGCCGCAGGAGUGCGGCGUGGGGACUGCGCGUGGCGAGGCAGGGCUUGAUCUGGCGGUGGUGUAUGCGGUGCUGGGUCAGCGCGAGGGCAGCGCAGACCUCCUAAAACAGGCGCAGCAGGACUUCCAGGCCGUGGGCGCGAGCCCUGCGGAGUGCGACACGAUCCCCGGGCGCCAGGCCAUGGCCUCCUGCUUCUUCCUGCUGCGCCAGUUUGACGACGUCCUGGUGUUCCUGGAGUCCGUGCGGUCCUACUUCCCCGACGAUGACGACUUCAACUGGAAUUACGGCAUAGCCCUGGCCGCAGCCGGGCGCCACGCGGAGGCCGAGGCCGCGCUGGCAGCAGUGACGAGCGAGGCCUACAGGCGCGAGGACGCUUACGUGUCGUGGCUUGCCAAAGCCCUGAUCGCCACCGGCCGCGCCCCCGCGGCCUGGGAGCUGUACGCGGCCCACGAGGCGUCGGGGGCGGCGGAAGACCGGGGGGCGCUGCUGCGGCUGAUCGCGAACGACGCGUAUAAGAUGGGCCAGUUUGCGGUAGCGCUGCGGGCAUUCGACGCCCUGGAGCGUCUUGACCCCGACCCGCAGCACUGGGAGGCGAAGAUGGGUUCGGCCGCGGGGGUGCUGCAGGCGGUCAUUGCGGGCAAAGAGCAUCCCGAGGCGCUGUCAGACGCGGCGGCGGUGCUGGCCGCGGGCCCGGCCAGCGGCGCGCCGGCGGGGCCCGCGGCCGGCGUGAUGCUGCGGGUCAUUAGGGGCUGGGCGGCCGACAAUGGGAUCGAGCUGGAUGUCUGA
Messenger RNA from Monoraphidium neglectum, 1182 nucleotides. RefSeq names its product Tetratricopeptide repeat protein 26. The record is from RefSeq and is a predicted model, not a curated record. NCBI's taxonomy places the organism in Eukaryota, Viridiplantae, Chlorophyta, Chlorophyceae, Sphaeropleales, Selenastraceae. Gene Ontology annotation, cellular component: intraciliary transport particle B; ciliary base; ciliary basal body. Bases 1 to 1182 code for a protein of 393 amino acids. The transcript is spliced from 12 exons. Gene Ontology annotation, molecular function: intraciliary transport particle B binding; protein binding. Gene Ontology annotation, biological process: intraciliary anterograde transport; intraciliary transport involved in cilium assembly.